GUGCUGCCCAUGAAGACGGUGCGCAUUUUCCGCCAGCUGCUGCCGCAUGUCAAGCUCGUCAACGACUACUCCACCUGGGAAGCUGGCGACAUCAGCUACGCCACCGUGGCGCCCCAGUCGCCCUUCGAGCCGAGCCAGGUCUUCGCCGCAGCUGGCCAAGCGGCCCCCGCCGCCUGCAUCGCCAUCCUCGACGCCGAGACAAAGCAGGGCAAUUUCUGGCCCCCGUCCGGGGCUCCGCGGACGUUGGCGGCAUCCAGGUCUCCAGCGGCUACUACAGCCACCCAGGCAUGACGGCCGAGAGAUUCGUGAGCGCUCCGAAUACCGAGAUAGAGCAGGCGUGCCCGAACACCAAGUGGUACAAGUCUGGCGACCUCGGGCGGCUCGUGGGCAGCCCGCCCACCCUGGAGAUACGCGGCCGCAUGGACAGUACGGUCAAGAUCCGCGGCUUCAAGGUGGGCAUGGCAGUGGUGGAGGGCACCAUCAUGGAGGUGGACGGCGUGGCCCAGUGCGCGGUGGUCCCGCUCUACGAGACGCCAGCGGCCGUGGACAGCCUCCUGUGCUUCCUGAAGGGGAACGAGGGUCACGACUUCCGCGAGCUCGUGCUGAAGGUGAAGCAGGAGGUCUCGCGGAAGCUGCCCUCCGUGUUUGUGCCUGCGUUCUUCAAGGAGAUGCCGACCGCCGUGAGCGGCGGCGAGUCCCGGAAGCUGGACCGCAAGAAGAUGGCGAAGAUGUACGACCUCGCCUCGCUGCUGGCGGCCCAGGCAGCCGAGCAGGCGGCGCAGGAGGGCGACCAGGAAAGCGACGUCCCCCUGGAGGAGGGCGUCCGGGGCAUCGUGAAGAGCGUGUGGGCCAAGACCCUGCACCUGAGCCUGCAGUCCCUGGACCUCCAGGAGAACUUCUUCGACCUCGGCGGGCACUCCAUGCUGGCUUCCAGGAUCGCAAACGAGCUGUCUGAGGGCUAUGGGAUCUCUGUCUCCGUCCUCGACAUCUACACCAACUCCACGCUGGGGGCACUGCUGGAUUUUCUCGACGGCCAGGGCAAGUCCAGCGGCGCCCCUGGCGGGCGCCAGCGGGGCCGUCGCGCCUUGCCCCAGGCCCCCGGGCAGGGCGCGCCGGAGAUCGCGAUCGUGGGCCUGGCGGGCCGCUUCCCGGGCGCCGUUGACGCGGACGCCUUCUGGCAGAACAUCGUCAAGGGGGCAGUGUCGAUGACCACGUUCUCGAAGGAGACCGCCCG
This is a messenger RNA of Prorocentrum cordatum, 1234 nucleotides long. The record is from the annotation of a GenBank genome assembly. Lineage: Eukaryota; Dinophyceae; Prorocentrales; Prorocentraceae.